Molecule: messenger RNA, 396 nt
Organism: Diatraea saccharalis (sugarcane borer)
Lineage: Eukaryota; Metazoa; Arthropoda; Insecta; Lepidoptera; Crambidae
Source: the annotation of a GenBank genome assembly
AUGGUAUUGGUCUGUGCACAGUGUGAGGCUAAGACGUUCUCACUAUGUGGCUUGGUUCGUGAGCUCAGAAAGCAGAAUUUUCCAGAACAUGAAAUGAGAGAUUGGGUUUGCCUUGUGGAAAAGGAAAGCAGCCGUCGUACUCACGUCAUCGGGCCUCCCAACGACGACGGCUCCCGCGACCACGGCCUAUUCCAGAUCAACGACCACUACUGGUGCAAUGAUUCUAAUGUACCAGGCAAAGGGUGUCACGUCACCUGCCAACAAAUGAGGACUGAUGACAUAACUGCUGCAUCAACUUGUGCGAAGAAGAUUUAUCGGCGUCACGGAUUCAAUGCUUGGUACGGUUGGGUCAAUCACUGCCGGGGAAAAGCUCUGCCAGACAUCAGCCAUUGCUAA